Messenger RNA from Olea europaea var. sylvestris, 1392 nucleotides. RefSeq lists its product as uncharacterized. Bases 1 to 1392 code for a protein of 463 amino acids. The transcript has 6 exons. Gene Ontology annotation, molecular function: nucleic acid binding. NCBI's taxonomy places the organism in Eukaryota, Viridiplantae, Streptophyta, Magnoliopsida, Lamiales, Oleaceae. The record is from RefSeq and is a predicted model, not a curated record.
AUGCCUUUUGGUUUAUGCAAUGCACCCGCAACCUUUCAACAGUGCAUGAUGGCCAUAUUCUCUGACAUGGUGAAAAAAUAUACUGAGGUAUUCAUGGAUGAUUUUUCUGUGUUUGGAGAUUCAUUUGAUGACUACUUAGAUCGGUUGGCUCUUGGCAUUGAAGUUGACAAAGCCAAGAUACAAGUGAUUGAAAAAUUACAGCCUUCUAAUUCAGUUAAGGGGGUCAGAAACUUCUUAGGAUAUGCAGAGUUUUACAAAAGGUUCAUUCAAGAUUUCUCAAAAAUUACAAAACCUCUGUGUAAUCUACUGGAGAAGGAUGUACCAUUUCACUUUUCUGAUGAAUGCUUAAAUGCCUUUAAUACUUUGAAAGAAAAGUUAACUUCUGCACCAGCGAUAGUAGCACCUGAUUGGGAUUUACCUUUCGAACUUAUGUGUGAUACUAGUGAGUUUGCAGUGGGAGCAGUGCUUGGCCAACGUAAAGGAAAAAUGUUACAUGUAAUCUACUAUGCCAGCAAAACCUUGACAGAUACUCAGAUCAAUUAUGCAACAAUAGAAAAAGAGAUGCUAGCAGUGGUAGCGGCUCAUUUAUCAAGGCUAGAAAAACUGUGUGAUUCAGAAGACAUUGAUAUUAAUGAGGUCUUCCCAGAUGAACAGUUAUUGCAAAUAGAGAAGGUUCUGUGUAUAGGGGCAAACCAGAUCAUUAGGAGAUGUGUACCAGAGGAUGAGAUGAAACUUAUCCUUUCACGGGUUCAUGCUUCGGCUUAUGGAGGACACUUUGGCCCCACUAAAACAGCAGCAAAGGUGUUUCAAUGUGGUUUCUUUUGGCCUACACUGUUCAAGUAUUGCCACAGUUUCUGCAGGUCUUGUGAUAAAUAUCAGAGAACAGUGGAUUAUGUCUCUAAAUGGGUAGAAGGUAAUGCCUUGCCUACAAAUGACACAAAGGUGGUGGUGGACUUCAUAAAGAAACACAUCUUUAACUGCUAUGGAUCACCUAGGGCCAUAAUAAGUGAUGGUGGAACUCAUUUCUGCAAUCGGUUAUUCCAGGCAACAAGUGGACAUGUGGAAACCUCUAAUAGACAAUUGAAAAGAAUUCUGGAGCUCACUGUGAAUGCAUCUCGCAAAGAUUGGUUAAAGAAAUUAGACAAUGCUUUAUGGGCAUAUCGCACUACUUACAAGACACCUAUUGGGAUGUCCCAAUAUCGACUAGUCUUUGGAAAAGCAUGCCACCUACCAGUGGAGUUUGAACAUAGAGCAUACUGGGCAUUGAAACAGUUAAACAUGGACCUCGAAAAGGCUAGAGAAAUAAGAAUACUGCAGCUACAUGAAUUGGAGGAAUUUAGAAGAGAAGCAUAUGAGAAUGCAGUCAUCUACAAGGAAAGGACAAAGCAGUGA